Molecule: messenger RNA, 6045 nt
Organism: Racocetra fulgida
Lineage: Eukaryota; Fungi; Glomeromycota; Glomeromycetes; Diversisporales; Gigasporaceae
Source: the annotation of a GenBank genome assembly
AUGUCGACAGUAGAAAAGAUUCAAGCAAAUGCUCUUAACUUUAUUGGCGGGCCGAUUGAAGGCUAUAUAUUAGUUGCCAUUAUUGAAGCUACUGCCUUUAUUUAUAUGAUUUCCACAUCUCACCAGGCUAGUCGUGACGCGUAUGAUGCUCUUAAGACUUGCGUCCAAAUAAACCCAAAUUUUGUAGGUGAAAUGGUUCGGGAAGGAUUAACUAAUUGGGUACUUAACCUUGAAAAGAAUAUCAAAGAUUCUACAGCAAUUUUAGCUUCUGCAAUUGCACAUCCCGAUCCUGCCAUUAAUGCGUAUAGACUCUCAAAAGUGCUCACUGCCGUUACAACCUUUUCUGAGAAAGUUGACAGAUCGGAUGUAGAAAAAUCGCUUGUUGAACUAAUAAUUUUAUCUCAUCAUUCCGCAAUUGCGUCACCUACCGAUAAGUAUAAUUGGAUAACUUUAGUACAAAGAGCAAAAGUUGACCCCGGAAAGUUAGUUGAAAAGUAUUCUGGACGUAUCCUACAAUUAAUCCAAUCGGCGAUUGAAAAUAAUAGUGAAUCAAAAGAUUUUUAUCAAGCCGCCUUGUCAACGAUAUCAACUGUUACUUUUAUUUCACCUGAAAAAUUCGUACCAUUACUUAUUAUUCAAUGUCGUAAAUAUUUGGAUCCUUGUUUGUUUGAAAAAAUAGGUGAACAAGAGAUAGGAAUAUGGAAAACUGCAGAAGGGACCUUAUUCGUCGAUGUUGUUGAAAAUCGCAAUAAAAAAGAUUAUCAAACUGAAAAAUGGGAACGUGAAGUACGUGAAAAAAUAGCCCAAAAGAAAGGCAUAUCGACGCCUAAACUAACGAAGGAAGAGCAAGCUGCAGUAAGUGCCCAACUGGCAAAAGAAUCUGAAACGCGUAAAGCUGUUGAGAAUGUUCGUCUAAAAUUAAUAAGGGGGCUUGAUAUUGUGGGUGCAAUGGUAAAAGGAAACUCAGAAGCCGUCGAACAAUAUAUUGUAGAGUUAAUGAAAUUAUUGUAUAACGUUUUACAAAAAUGUGUCCCUUUGAUCGGAGAAAAAGCAGUUAAUACAUAUUUGGAUAUUAGUCUUUGUACAUCUGAAAAGAUUGAAAGCGUUCGCAUUCCAAUUGGCUUAGCGACUCUCCGUGUUAUGGAAGUCCAAGGAAUUCCGGAAAAAUGGCUUCAAGAAUCAUUAGAACUCCUUGUUUCACGUGUACUAUUCCGUCUUCGUAUCAUAACAGAGCGCUCACUGAUAACACCUUCGUCAUUUGCUUAUUGUUUCUCAUUAAUUCAUCAAGUUAUUAUGAACGGUGGAAUUGAUUUACAUAACGAAAAAACAAAUGAUUUGGAAACGUCAAUGGAACAAAUUGCAUUAGGAUUGGAUAUAAUUUCUUUCCAUACAGUUAUUGGAUCUUCACUGUUACUUCCACGGUCUGAAAUGAUUAAUACACUUUUACAUAUAAUUAAAGAAUAUCCUAAGUUUACAAAAGUUGCAAGGACUGCCAUGAUUAACUUAUGCGAGUCUAUUGGUGAAACAGCAGAACAAAAGGAAAUAAAUGUUCUGCUCACCGGAUUGCUUUCUCCAGAACCAUUUGUUCGUCAUGCUUGUUUACAAGCAUUAGAUAAUUUGGAUCUUACAGAUAUUGAUUUUUCGUGUGAACUAUGGAUAGCUUGUCAUGAGGAUGAGCAUAACGCAAAGUUGGCAAUAGCCUUAUGGGAAUCCAAUGGAAUGGACGUUGAACCGAGUUACAAUGUCGAAUUGUUGCCUUAUUUGAUUCAUGAAGAAAAAUAUGUCAGAGAGUGUGCUGCUAAAGCUAUUGGUAAUGCAUCAAAAUACUUCCCUGACUCGAUUGCAGACACGUUAUCACUAAUUUGUGAACAAUAUAAGGAAAAGGCAAAACCAGUUCAACCUGAGUAUGAUGAAUUUGGUAUUUUAAUACCUGAAUCUCUAAAUAAAAAAGACCCAUGGGAAGCUCGUGUAGGAUUAGCACUUUCACUUGGUACACUAGCACAAAAUUUAAGACCAACAGACUUGAAACCUUUAUUUGAAUUCUUGAUAAAUGAUGAGGCAAUAGGUGAUAUUCAUGCGCAAGUUCGGCAAAAAUUGUUGGAGGCAGGUUUGGCAGUUAUCGACUCUCAUGGUAGCAAGAACGUUGCUUUACUGAUGUCAGUGUUUGAAAACUAUUUGGAUAAACCUGCUACGCCAACAGAAACUCAUGAUCGUAUUCGUGAAUCUGUUGUUAUUUGGUUUGGUGCUUUGGCGAAGCAUUUAGAUCCUACAGAUUCAAGAAUUCCUGUGAUUAUUGAUAAAUUACUUGAUGCACUAAAAACUCCCUCCGAAGCCGUUCAAGUAGCUGUUGGUGAUUGUUUACCGCCUUUAAUCAAGUUUAUGAAAGAUAAAGCACCAGAUUUGAUUUCUGGUCUGCUUAAUAAGUUGUAUCAUUCUGAAAAGUAUGCAGAGAGAAGGGGUGCAGCGUAUGGUUUAGCUGGUAUCGUGAAAGGCACUGGUAUUUCAUCUUUGAAAGACUGUAGUAUAAUAACUGUGUUGAAGCAAGGUGUAGAUAAUAAAAAGGACUAUAAAUUUCGACAAGGUGCUCUCUUUGCAUUCGAAACAUUAUCACAAAGUCUGGGACGUCUUUUUGAACCCUAUGUUAUACAAAUAUUACCGCUGUUGUUAGUAUGCUUUGGUGACACUCACCCUGAUGUUAGAGAAGCAACGUCAGACACAGCUAGAGCUAUUAUGAGCAAACUAAGUGGCCAUUGUAUUAAACUUAUUUUACCAACGCUACUGGCAGGCUUAGAGGAUCGCCAGUGGAGAACAAAGAAGGGAUCGAUCGAAUUGCUGGGGUCAAUGGCUUUUUGUGCACCUAAACAACUAUCGAUUUCUCUUCCUACCAUAGUUCCCCGACUAACAACUGUACUUUCGGAUUCACAUAAGGAUGUUCAAUCAGCUGCAAAUGAAGCUUUAUUACAUUUUGGAGAGGUUAUUAGCAAUCCGGAAAUUCAAGCUCUCGUACCGAUUCUACUUCGUGGCUUAAGUGAUCCUGAUAAACAUACUAAUGCUGCAUUGAACUCAUUAUUAGAAACUGCUUUUGUUCAUUAUAUUGAUGCACCGUCAUUGGCAUUGGUAAGGGGUACUUUAUCAUUUUCGGAUUGUAUUCGAAAUGAUCGUAGUACUGAAGUUAAAAAAAAGUCUUCGCAAAUAGUUGGUAAUAUGGCAUCUUUAACCGAUAUUAAAGAUCUUGUCCCUUACUUGCCACGACUUUUACCAAGCCUUAAGGAAGUAUUAGUAGACCCUGUACCCGAAGCUCGUGCUACGGCAGCCAAAUCAUUAGGCACUAUGGUGGAAAAGCUCGGAGAAGACAAGUUUCCAAAUCUUGUAAAUGAAUUAGUUCAUACUCUUAAAUCAGAUACUAGUGGUGUUGACCGACAAGGUGCUGCGCAAGGACUUAGCGAAGUAUUAGCAGGAUUAGGCAUAAGCCGUCUUGAGGGACUUUUGUCUGAAAUUGUAAUUAACGCUACUAGUCCAAAGUCAUAUGUGCGUGAAGGAUUUAUUUCUUUACUCAUUUAUCUUCCGGCAACAUUUGGUCUAAGGUUUCAACCUUAUCUCGGUCGUAUUAUUCCUCCAAUUUUAUCUGGUUUAGCUGACGAAUCAGAAUAUGUACGGGAUGCUUCACUUAGAGCAGGUCGAAUGAUUAUUGCAAACUAUGCAACUAAAGCUGUAGACCUUUUCCUUCCUGAAUUAGAAAGAGGAUUAUUUGAUGACAAUUGGAGAAUUAGACAGAGUUCUGUGCAACUCAUGGGAGAUCUAUUGUAUCGCAUCACUGGUAUUAGUGGCAAAGUAACUGCUGAAGGAGAGGAAGAGGAAGAAACUGGAGGAACUGAAGCUAGUCGUAGGGUUUUAUUACAAGCUCUCGGAAAGGAAAGGCGUGAUCGAGUUUUGGCCGCUUUAUAUGUUGUUCGACAAGAUGGUAAUUUAUCUGUCUCAUCUUUACAUGUUUGGAAAUCUAUCGUUUCAAAUACGCCUCGAACUGUAAAGGAAAUACUACCAAUAAUGAUGGGCUUAAUUAUUAAAAACCUCGCAAGUCCUAGUUUUGAGAGACGUCAAGUAGCUGCACGCACUCUUGGAGAACUUGUUCGUAAACUUGGUGAAAGCGUUAUGUCAGAAAUCAUACCUAUUUUAGAGGAGGGCUUGGAGUCUCCCGAAUCAGAUAAGAGGCAGGGUGUUUGUAUUGGCUUAAGUGAAAUAAUGAGUACAGCUGGAAAGGUACAAGUUAUCGACUAUGUAGAUUCAAUUAUUCCAGCUGUUAGAAAGGCAUUGGUUGAUGAAUCUGGUGAAGUACGUGAGGCAGCAGCUCAAGCUUUCGACACACUUCAGCAACAUGUUGGUGAUAAAGCAAUCGAUGAAAUAUUGCCUACCCUUCUUAAUUCCCUCCAAUCUGGAGAAGAUUCUACUUAUGCGUUAGAAGCUUUGAAAGAAAUAAUGACAGUGCGUGCUAAUGUAGUUUUUCCGGUUCUCAUACCUAACCUCAUCACUGUGCCCAUUACUGCCUUCAAUGCUCGAGCUCUUGCAUCGUUAGUAACUGUUGCCGGUGCUGCUCUUAACAAAAGACUUUCGAAUAUUUUGACGGCACUCAUGGCGUCUUUGAGCAUGGAAACUGAUGAUUCUGUAAUUUCAGAGCUUCAAGAAACAGAGCGUGCACUGUUGCUUUCUAUUGAUAGUAUUGAAGGCCUUCAAAACUUGAUGAUAAUACUGUUUGAAGCAGUUAAGAGUGAUGAACCUGCAAGACGAGCUGGUGCCUGCGACAUUGUUGCAAUAUUUUGCAGUGAGACUAAGAUGGACUUUUCAAGAUACACGACAGAAUGGAUACGAGUUUUAGUAUCACUUUUAGAUGAUCAUCAACUAGAGGUAGUCAAGUCAGCAUGGAAUGCUCUAAAUGCUGUGACCAAAUCUGUAAAGAAAGACGAUCUGGAACAAUUGGUUAUGCCUCUUCGUCGUUCAGUGAAAGGUGUCGGGGUUCCUGGAGUUGACUUAACAGGAUUUUGCUUACCAAAAGGAAUAAGUCCCAUUCUUCCAAUAUUUUUACAUGGAUUGAUGUAUGGUACUGCUGAAAUUCGUGAACAGUCCGCUUUAGGAAUAGGAGAUCUUAUUCAACGAACGUCGGCUGAUGCUCUCCGGCCAUUUGUGACACAAAUAACGGGCCCACUUAUUCGUAUAAUCGGUGAUCGUUAUCCUCCUCAAGUGAAGGCAGCUAUAUUGCAGACAUUGAGCUUGUUACUUGAAAAGGUUUCUGCCCUCCUCAAACCUUUCCUCCCACAACUUCAACGUACUUUUGUCAAAUCUUUGACCGAUCCGACAAGUGCCCUUGUUCGAUCACGUGCCGCAAAAGCUCUUAGUAAUCUGAUUUCACUACAAACUCGUGUAGAUCCUUUGAUACUGGAAUUGGUUACCGGAAUAAAAACGAGUGAGCCUAGUGUGCGAGAAACUAUGCUGAAUGCUUUGGAAAGCGUUGUGAAUAAAGCAGGAGAUGGUAUGAGUGAAGCUUCAAAGAAGGGUGUCCUUGAAGUUAUUGCAAAUGGGUUAAAUGAUUCUUCCGAGCCAACGCAAAGCUCGCUUUUGGCCAUCAACGCAAUUCUUGUAGAAGCACCACGGGUUUUUAUUGAUUUAGGAAUUAAUAAAGAAAUAGUUAGUAUUGUAUCUACUGGCAGCAGGAAUAAUCAGCCGUCAAUUGCAGAUAAUUCAAUUAUCGCAGCAGGUAAAAUUUUGCUUACAGAGCUUUAUCAUGAACCAAAUACAAUAAGUCGCCUUGUGGAAGCAUUGGUACAUGAUGUCCGUGAACCCGCUACCUUGGUUGGAGAGACAAAACGAUUGGCUUUGGUUGUCUUUCGAGUAGUUGGAAGAAAGUAUCCUCAGAACUAUUUAUCAACAAUCGAUUCUCAAACGGCCAAAACUUUUGUUGAUUUUCAUAAACGCGUUUUAUCCAAACUUGUAUCACAAGAACGACAGAGAAUAGAACAAUUACAAUCGGCCAAUGCCGAACAGGAUUACUCGUAA